Molecule: messenger RNA, 891 nt
Organism: Closterium sp. NIES-65
Lineage: Eukaryota; Viridiplantae; Streptophyta; Zygnematophyceae; Desmidiales; Closteriaceae
Source: the annotation of a GenBank genome assembly
AUGGUCAUGGAUGUCGCUCGUACGUCCAUGAUGCAUGCGGCUGCCCCCCAUUUUCUGUGGCCGUUUGCGGUGAGGUACGCGGCGCAUCAGCUCAACCUUCACCCCCGGGUCUCUCGGCCUGCGAUGUCCCCAGCCUUGCUGUGGACAGGGAAUGUUGGCGAUGCGUCUGUGUUCCGUGUCUGGGGAUCUCGGGCGUUUGUCCGCGACUUGUCUGCGGACAAGCUGUCCCCUCGUGCUGCUCCCUGUGUCUUCCUUGGCUUCCCCACUGACGCCCCAGGGUGGCAGUUUUACCACCCCUCCUCUCAUCGUGUUCUGUCCUCCCAGGACGUCACGUUCGACGAGUCAGUCCCCUUCUACCGUCUCUUCCCCUACCGCACUCCUUCCCUCCCCCCUCCCCCGGACUUCCUUGUAUUGGUUCCCCCCCCGUUACACCCCCUCCCCCCUCAGGUUCCUGCCCCCUCAGGUGUGUCCCAGGUAGACGCCGUUGACCCGGUCGAGGUUACAGGUGACUCUGGUGCUGCUGCGGGUGCUGAGCCUGGGGGUGCUACUGCUGGGGGUACUGGGCCUGCGGGUGCUACUGCGGAGAGUGCGGAGCCUGGGGGUGCUGAGCAGGGGGGUGCUGUGCCUGGAGGUGAUGGGUCUGGGGGUGCUGGGUCGGGAGCUGCUGAGCCUGGGGUUUCUCCUGCUGCUGCGUCUCGCCGGGAGCCCCUCUCUCCACAGGAGCUGCGCGAGUGGUUCGCUCGCCGCUGGAGGCGUGCUGCUGAGUCUGGAGGUGCUGCUGGAGCUGGAGCUGGAGCUUCUUCGACCGUCGAGGGUGCGGGUGCUGCCGGUCCCGGAGCUACUGGACCUGCGGGUCUGUUGGGUACUCGCAAAAUGUGCGCUUCGGCAUAA